This is a messenger RNA of Ctenopharyngodon idella (grass carp), 1242 nucleotides long. It is a transcript of the gene brix1, whose product is annotated as brix domain containing 2. Gene Ontology annotation, cellular component: nucleolus. Gene Ontology annotation, biological process: rRNA processing; ribosomal large subunit assembly. Bases 35 to 1102 code for a protein of 355 amino acids. Gene Ontology annotation, molecular function: rRNA binding. The transcript is spliced from 10 exons. The record is from RefSeq and is a predicted model, not a curated record. Lineage: Eukaryota; Metazoa; Chordata; Actinopteri; Cypriniformes; Xenocyprididae.
CAUUUCCGCUUCCGCUGACGUGUGUGAGUCAAAGAUGGCGGCGCGCGGAGGAAAACGUGCAGCGGAGAGAUCAGCACAGAUCAAGGCGAAAAGAGCGAAAUUAAACAAGAACAAAUCGCCACAAACCGAGAGAAAAACGAAGACCGUGUCAUUCGCAGCAGAUAAUGAAGAAGCGAGCGCGAACGUCAUCAGCGUCCCGCCGCCCGUCAGCGCGGGCAAAUGGACGAACAAAGAGCGAGUUCUGGUCUUUUCUUCUCGCGGGAUCAGCUUCAGGACGAGACACCUGAUGCUGGACCUCAAGACCAUGAUGCCGCACAGCAAAGCAGACUCCAAAAUGGACAGAAAAGACAAACUCUUUGUGGUGAACGAGGUGUGUGAAAUCAAAAACUGCAACAAGUGCAUCUUUUUUGAAGCCAAGAAGAAACAGGAUCUCUACAUGUGGAUCUCAAACGUCCCUCACGGACCCUCGGCCAAAUUUCUUGUUCAAAAUGUUCACACUCUGGCUGAGCUGAAGAUGACCGGAAACUGUCUGAAAGGCUCCAGGCCACUGCUAUCCUUCGACCCGAAAUUCGACAAGGAGCCUCAUUACGCGCUGCUCAAGGAACUCUUCACUCAGAUCUUCUCCACGCCUCAGUAUCACCCCAAGAGUCAGCCGUUCGUGGAUCAUGUGUUCAGCUUCACCAUCGCAGACCACAGAAUCUGGUUCAGGAACUAUCAGAUCAUUGAAGAAGACGCGUCUCUGGUGGAGAUCGGCCCUCGCUUUGUCUUGAAUCUCAUCAAAAUAUUUCAGGGCAGCUUUGGUGGACCCACACUGUAUGAAAACCCUCAUUUCCAGUCGCCCAACACGCAUCGGCGAAUGAUCCGACUGGCCACGGCCGCCAAACAGAAGGAGAGGCAGAUGGUGAAGGAGAUCCAGAAGGAGAAACGCAAAGAGGAACAGGAAGUGAUAACGCAGGACGUCACGGAUGACGUGUUCGAGACUCCAGCGGAGCCGAAAGCGCCUCAGGUCGAGCUGGAGGCUCCAGGACCUCGACGCAGCAAGAAGCUCCGACUCUCAGAGCUGAAGAAGAGAACGCUGAUGAAACGCAAAGGCCUGCGAUGAUCGCUGUGCUCCGAUCCAGAUCCAGUCCUGUUCCUGAGCAUAGUGUGUUUUUCUUGAGGAUUCACAUUCAUCUUCAUCUUUGUAUUGCUGUUUAUUUGUUAACAAUGCAAUGUUAAUAAAGCUUUUUAUUAAUAUUCAAA